Molecule: messenger RNA, 1712 nt
Organism: Rhipicephalus sanguineus (brown dog tick)
Lineage: Eukaryota; Metazoa; Arthropoda; Arachnida; Ixodida; Ixodidae
Product: lupus La protein
Exons: 1
Coding region: 298-1539 (413 amino acids)
Biological process (GO): RNA processing; positive regulation of translation
Cellular component (GO): nucleus; ribonucleoprotein complex; cytoplasmic stress granule
Molecular function (GO): RNA binding
Source: RefSeq, a predicted model, not a curated record
UUCUUCUCUUCAGCGUGGAAUCGGCCGGCAUUUGCGUCGUAUGCACGUUCGCUGCGCGGUGUUAACUUUGAAGCUGUAGGAGAGCAUAAGACGUCUGGAAUCUCAAAAAACGCCUAGGAGCUCCCUGGGACUUUGAGCGCCAUACGCCGCAUCACUCGCGAGGCCUAAAAAGAGCACCGGCAGGCCUGAGACGACGCUGCACGUGGUAACAACCUGUAAUGACGGUGCCGGCUUAGCGCUCUUUGUUUCCUCCACUUCCUCAGCGUGAAUUACUUUGUCGCCGCGAAAAGCUCGACAAUGACGAAUGCGGACGUUGAUAACGUGUCCGCCGACGAAGUUUCGGCGCUGGAGACCAAAAUCAUCACUCAGGUGGAGUACUAUUUCGGCGACUUCAACCUGCCCCGCGACAAGUUUCUCCAAGGCAAGCUCAAGGAGGACGACGGCUGGGUGACCAUAGAGACCCUGCUGACCUUCAACAGGCUCAAGAGCCUCACGACCAAGUCAGACGUGGUGGCCGCGGCGCUUCGAAAGUCCACCAGCCAGCUGUUGGAGGUCAGCGAAGACGGCACCAAGAUCCGUCGCAGUCCUGCCAAGCCCGCGCCGGAGAGCAACAAGGAACAGCAACAGAAACUUGACGAGCUGAGCGUGUAUGUCAAGGGUUUCCCUCCAACCGCCACCAUCGAUGAGCUGCUGGAGUUCUUCGGACGUUUCGGCAAGUGCAUCAACGUCUUCAUGAGACGCUACCCGAAGACGCGCAAGUUCAAGGGCUCCGUGUUCGGCACGUUCGCGACAAAGGAGGAGGCCGACGCGUUCCUCGCCAAGGAGGACGUGAAGUACAACGAGCUCGAACUGACGCGCUCCCUCAAGACUGAGUACGUGGCGCGCAAGAAGCAGGAACGUCAGGCCAGGUUGGAGGAGAAGGCGAAGAAGAAAGCUGCCAACGACGAAACAUCGGCGGGAGGAGGAGGAGACGCCGCCGAUGAGGCCGAGGCCCCCGACAUCGUGCUGGGCUGCAUCCUGCGCGUCAAGGGGCUCGGCGACAAGACGACCUGGGAGAACCUCAAGGAAGCUUUCGCGCCUUACGCCAAGGUCGCCUUCGUCGACUACUCCAGGGGACAGCCGGAGGCCGUGCUGCGUUUCGCGGAGGAAGGCUCCGCUCAGGCCGUCCUGGCCAAACUCGGGGCUCAGGAAGAGGCCCUCAAGAUCAACGGCAACCAGGUAACUGCGGAGGCCGUGGAAGGGGACGAAGAGGUCGAGUACUGGAAGAAGCUGACCGCAGCCAAGCGAGACAGGAAGAACCGAUUCAAGAGUGGUCAACGGGGUAACAAGGGUGGCCAACAGGGAAGGGGUCGCGGACAGGGCGGUAGGAGGCAAGAUCGGGGAAAGAAGAGAGCCGCUGAAGACGACGCCGCGGCUGGCGAUGCGACGGAGAAGAACAGUGAAGUCAAGCAGGAGAAGAAAGACGCGCAAGAAAACGAGGCAGACAAAAGCGAAGCCAAGCGGUCCAAGACCGAUGAUGGUGUAGCCGCUGCCGAAUAAGCAAGAGGGGGAGUCUACAUGGGGGGUUUACCAAGUGGGACCUGCAGCUGCUUCAUGGACAGUGUUGUUUUCAUUUCAUUUCUCGUUUGUUUCAUGUACCAUAUAUUGAGUACGAUUGGCAGUUGUAACCCUGUAACUCCCUCAUAUGCAUAAAAUGUACAUUUCGUGCGCCA